GGUUGUUACAUAAGCAAUGUCCACACCUGCUGGACCCACCCCAAAUGCACGCCCCUCCUGGGCAUUAGAUGCAGAGAAUCUUGAUGCCGCCAUGUCUGAAGUUCCACUUUUUAUGAAGGAAUUACCUACAGAAGAGAACGAUACAUUAGCGGCGCUUCAAUCGUUAGUAUACGACGGCACACCAGAAGAAAUUGCCGAAAAUUUCAAAAACCAAGGCAAUGAAGCUUACGGUAGAGGAAGAGCUGGCUUCGCAGAUGCCAUCAAGUUCUAUACACAAGCUCUCGACGUAGAGUGCCAGGAUCAGAAACUUAAUGAGGCUUGUUACGCUAACCGAGCAGCUGUGAACUUAGAGCUUCAAAAUUAUGGCAAGGCACUUUAUAGAUCCGCAAAAGCAUUGUUUGCCUUGGACAGAUUGGACGAAGCUCUCGACUGUUGUGAUCAUGCAUUAGCAGUGGAUCCAGAGAACAGAGCUGUUAUACAGGAGAGAGAGCGCUGCCAGAAAAGAAUUGAUCUGAUUGCGGAAAAGAAGAGGAAGGAGGAGGAAAAGAAGAGAAAAGAGAAGGAAAAGAAGGAAAAGAUUGAUAAGAUGGUCAAGGAGAGAAAAAUCAAGUUUGAAGUAACAGAUGAGACUGUUGCAAAGACAGCGCAGAUACAGCUCGACGAAGAAACGAACACGCUAUCAUGGCCCGUAUUCUUCUUGUAUCCAGAACACAAGGAAAGCGAUUAUAUCCAAGCUUUCAAUGAAACGAAUACCUUUCAAGAUCACCUCGAAGUGAUGUUCGAACAGCCAGCCCCUUGGGACGCAAAACAGGAGUAUACGAUGGAUAAUAUUGAGAUUUACUUUGAAAAUACCACCGGACUUCGACCAACAUUAGUGAAGAUUGGCAAAAAGUUACAAUUGGGAAAGAUCCUCAGCUUGGACAAAUACACAAUCAUAAACGGUGUUGCAAGCUUUAUCAUUUUGAGCAAAACCAGCCCCUUCAAGGAAGAAUUCUUGGGACGAUACAAAAAAUAGAUACUUGUCACAAAAAAAAAAAAUCUCAUAGACAUCCACCACUGUACGAAUACAUUUUCAACAUGAUCAUUCAAAAUACACCAAUUACACAUAGCCAAAUGUUGUGGGCAUGAAGUAAGGGGAUA
Umbelopsis ramanniana AG is the source of this 1140-nucleotide messenger RNA. RefSeq lists its product as uncharacterized. The transcript has 5 exons. Gene Ontology annotation, molecular function: Hsp90 protein binding. The coding region runs from base 17 to 1015 and encodes 332 amino acids. NCBI's taxonomy places the organism in Eukaryota, Fungi, Mucoromycota, Umbelopsidomycetes, Umbelopsidales, Umbelopsidaceae. The record is from RefSeq and is a predicted model, not a curated record.